AUGGCAAAAGCUGGAGGUGCAGAUUUUGACAUGUUGUUCCAGGAGUGGCGGAGGAAGUUUAGAAGUGUCGCCCCACUUCCCCAAGAUCCGGCCGACUUUGAUUCGCUGCAGCGGGUCCUACAGGACCUCACCACCCAGUAUUCUCGCAAGCCGCUAUCUAAAUGUCUCGCCAAACUACAACCAACACUAGAACAUGUGAAAUCGUUCAGUGGUGCUUUGAAUUCGAUUUGCCAAGUACAAGAUGCUACGACUUUGACUUGGGGAGCCUUGCAAGUCAUGAUCGAGUGCGUGUGCAAACACUCGAAUGCUAUUGAAGACAUAUUCGAUAUAAUCGCGGAUGUGAACACCAUCCUUCCUCGUUUUCAACGAGGACUCGCUCUUUAUCCAAACGCGAAAGCGCUUUCAUUUCCUCUACAUGAUUUGCUGCGGGAUUACUUAGCAUUCUGCAUUCUGAUCACGAAACAUGUUACAGAAAGCCCCUUGAAGAACUUUCUCAAGGGACUCUUCCGCUCGAAAUUAAAGAGUGAAGUGACUAGUUUAAAAAAGAGCAUGGAGCGCAACGAAGACAUAUUCCAGAAGGAGUUGCAAUCGAUCGAUCGUGAGACUGUGCAACAACAAGGAAUCGAUAACGCUACUUCCUUGGGCAAACAGUCUCAAGCUAUUCGCGCCAAGAUGUUACAGACUACCAGUCAGACGAACCUUCCUUUCAAUACUAUUCCCACAUUGCUCAAUCAACAGUUUGUGGGUCGCGAAGACGAGCUGAAGGAUCUUCACGACCAUCUGGAUCCCGGAAAUCGGCAAAGUGGCAGAGCUUACGUCAACCGAUAUCUUUCUAGCUACGACGGUUGCUUCUGGCUGAAUUCCGAGACCGAUCACGAACUCCGCAAAUCAUAUGCCGAGAUUGGAAAGAAGAUACAAAAGCGAGAUGGCUACGACAUCGUUGGUGGUCAAUCAAGCCCUGAAGAUGAGAUUGGCAGAGCCGUCGAAUGUGCUCGGGAGUGGUUGGAAAGCACGAACGAGAAAUGGCUUCUAGUGUUCGACAACCUUGAGAAUGCUCGCCAUGUGCAGUACUACCUACCCGACAAUAUAAAAGGAUGUGGCGCUACGAUCAUCACCACACAAAAGGCACAUAUCUCAAAAUUGACCGCAAACUUUCACAAGAUAGAGCUGCAAGAAAUGUCUCCUGAUGUCGGUGCAGAAUUGUUGCUCAAACUUCUCGAUGAGAGGCCUCAUGUGUCUGACGAUGAUCGAUACGUUGCUCGAGAGGUCUCUGAAUGGGUGGGAGGGUUACCUCUAGCCUUGGUAACUAUAGGAGGCUACGUUAAAACUUCGGGAACGGAAAUCUCCAAAGUCUUUGCAAGAUUGAAGCGUUCUUCCAGGGUGUGGGCUGAUCGCGGAGAUGAUGCUGUUCACAAUUAUCAGAAAACACUAGCUACUGUUUUCAAUGUCGCUCUAGGAGCACUUUCGCCAAAUGCGAGGCACUUCAUCGACUUGAUGGCUUUUCUGAAUCCGGAUCGCACGCCAGAAGAACUAUUUACACAGCCCCAGAAGGUCAAGACCUUAGAGUUCCUGAAUGACGAAGAUGAGUUUUUGGAUAUAGGAAGGGAUCUGGGCCGCCGUCAGCUGUUCAAGAGAUUCGAUAGUCCAGAUGGUGUCCAAUAUUCGGUGCAUCGGUCACUGCAAAAGAAUAUUCUCCAUGGUUUCCAACAAGACAAAGAUCCCGACAAGCGCAGACGUAUCUUCGAAGAGGUCUUCGCCAUGAUCAACCAACAGUUACCGCCUGCAUCGCGUCUACAGCAGAAUGAGAGUGACAUAUGGCCGGUAUACCACAAGUUUGUACCGCAGGUCGUCAGUGUUAUGACUAACUCGCGAUGGCCAGACCCUCCAUUGGAACUCAAUCUGAAGUUUGCGAAGAUGUUAUCCAAUGUCGGAACAUAUCUAUGGCACACUGGUCAGUUCCGUGACUGUGAAAUCGCCAUGGAAGAAGCUGAAACCGCCCUUCUCAAGCAAGAUGAUCAAUUCAAGAACUCACCAGAGUUUGAAGAGCUCAUUAGCGACAUAUACCUGGUGACGGGUAUUGUGGCUGAUUGCGUUGGUGUCAGUAAACGAAAAGAAAGCCUCCAACACCGAGAAGAGCUCCUUCGGUUGAGAAACAACGAACUCGACCGUAUACCUGUUGAUCAAAGGACUACUGACGAUGAGAUUCGAUGGGGCAAUGCGAAGGGCGAUCUUGCUUGCGCAUACUUCCAACGAGAUCGGUAUGCCGAAGCUAAGGUAUUGAUGGAGGAAUUGCUAGUUUAUUAUCGAAAAUGGGGCACCGAAAACCAGUACCCAUUCGAAUACAGCAAGUACUACCACCACUCCGCAUUCAUACUGAUGACGGAGGGCCAGCCAAGGCAAGCUCUAGAUUAUGUUCGCAAGAGUCUCAACCUUGAACUUCAGCAUGCAGGUAGUGAGGACUCAUCCGUUCUCAUCACCAAAUACGACCUUGCAUUAAUCACCUUGAGAAAUGCCUUGCGCGACGACACAGAGCUACAUGGACGGAAGAAGGAUAUACAAGGGCACAGUACUGGUAUUCUCAGGUUCUUCUCGCUCUUGGUGAGGUAG
This is a messenger RNA of Alternaria burnsii, 2607 nucleotides long. RefSeq lists its product as uncharacterized. NCBI's taxonomy places the organism in Eukaryota, Fungi, Ascomycota, Dothideomycetes, Pleosporales, Pleosporaceae. The transcript has 7 exons. The record is from RefSeq and is a predicted model, not a curated record. Bases 1 to 2607 code for a protein of 868 amino acids. Gene Ontology annotation, molecular function: protein binding; ADP binding.